AUGGAAGAGAACAAGACUCAUCAGGACAACAAGUUGUUCCACUUCGAUAAGAACUCAAAGAAGGCUUCAUUAAAGCCAGACAGCAGAAUCCAGAAUAGGAGGAACCACCUUUUCAAGCACCAAGACGCAGAUGAUAUUAAAAGGAAUCGAGAUGAGCACAAUGUCGCGCUCAGGAAGGAAGCAAAGAAUAAGAAGUUUGCUAAGAGGAGAAAUUAUGGAGCCAAUACCCAGUCUGAUGUAGGAACUACCAACAGCACUCCUGUUGAGAAGAUUGAGUAUACUAUUGAGCAAGCACAGUCAUUAUGGGAGGAAGGAAUGGACAUUAUGGACUACUUCAAAAUUCUGGCAAAUACUAAGUUUGAACUCUCUCAUUUCUUACUGAUUCUAGAAUUUAUAGGAUCUAAUGAGGAUCCAAAAGUCUUGUUUGCAGUUGUUGGACUAAGAAAGCUGUUGUCUUUGAUUGACAAUCCUCCAAUCCAGAAUGUUAUUGAUGCAAACUUGUUGCCCCAACUGAUUUCUUUGAUUGGUAGGAGUGAUAUUCCCAGAAUUCAGUUUGAAGUUCUGUGGUGUCUAACUAAUAUUGCUAGUGGUAAAGCUGAGCAUGUGCAAGCUCUUAUUGACAAAGGUACCAUCCCUAUCUUCAUCAGCUUGCUUGGAACUACCCACAGGAAUGAAGAUGGAACUGAAACCUACCACAACCCUUAUCAGCAGAACAUUGUCGAGCAGAGUAUCUGGGCUUUAGGAAAUAUUGCUGGGGAAGAUACUUACUACAAAGCGAUGAUUCUUAAAGAAGGAGCUCUGAAGCCACUAGCAAAUAUUCUUCAGAAUGCAGAACCAAACUCGAUGCUGGCAAGGAAUUGUAUGUGGUGCAUCACGAACUUAUUGAGAGGCAAGCCUCUUCCAUCGUUUGAAGAGCUCAUAUAUAUCAUUCCAAUUAUUAAGGAAUGCUUAAAGAUGAAUGACAGGAAGGAGAUCGUUAUUGAUGGGAUGUGGGCUAUCUCAUACAUCUCAGAUGCUGGCGAGCAAGCAGUUAUUAGGAUGAUCGAGUGAGGGAUAUUGAACCCCCUGAUGGCUCACCUUCAGCAUUCCAACAAUAACAUAAUCAUGCCAUGAGUAAGAGCUCUAGGAAACUUCGUGACUGGAGAAGAUACAGAGACUCAGACUGUUAUUGAUGCUGGUGUGCUCCCUUACCUUCAUGCUUUGCUCUCUCAUCAAGAUAAUGCAAUUGUCAAGGAAACUUGCUGGACACUAUCUAACAUUUGUGCAGGAACAAUCAACCAGAUCUCAGUCUUGAUUGAAACAGGAAUCAUCGACAAGAUGAUUGAACUUACCAGCACUGAUGUAUACGAGAUCCAGAGAGAAGCUGGUUGGAGCAUUUCUAACGCGACAGCUCUCAGAGACACUGAUAUCGUCGCUGAAAUUGUAAAGAGAAAAGGAAUCGAAGCCAUGUCCCAUGUGCUCACCACAAAAGUCGACAUCAAAACAGCAGUAGUUCUUCUGGAAGGAAUCAGAAACUGUCUUGAAGUGGGCCAGCAAAGCUUCAUCAACGAGCAAGGAGACAACGAGUUCGCUCUGAUUGUCGAGCAGUGCGGAGGCCUUGACACAAUCGAGCAAAUGCAAGAGCACGAAAAUCAGCAAAUUUAUGAAAUCGCAGUGGAGAUUAUUGAGUCAUAUUUCCAAGUAGAAGAAGUGGAUCUUGACGGAGAUGCAGAUGACAUGCUUCUCCAGUUCUAAAUAUAAUUAUUUUGUAAUAUUAUCAGUGUAAUC
Moneuplotes crassus is the source of this 1767-nucleotide messenger RNA. Lineage: Eukaryota; Ciliophora; Spirotrichea; Euplotida; Euplotidae. The record is from the annotation of a GenBank genome assembly.